Messenger RNA from Pomacea canaliculata, 947 nucleotides. RefSeq lists its product as uncharacterized. The coding region runs from base 155 to 580 and encodes 141 amino acids. Lineage: Eukaryota; Metazoa; Mollusca; Gastropoda; Architaenioglossa; Ampullariidae. The record is from RefSeq and is a predicted model, not a curated record. The transcript is spliced from 4 exons.
AAUUCUCUGUGACGUAACAUCAAAAAGCAGAUGUCACACCAAGCGACAAAAUGUCUUUGUAACAGAUUAAUCGAAAAUACAAGAAAAAAGCAACAACAACCAGUGCGAAAAGAAGAGGAAGUUAAUGCUAAUUUAGGUUGCCAAAAUCGUCAAAAUGGCCAGUUUUUGUUCGUGUUGCUGCGGUCAGCGCAGACGUCGAAAUGUUGCUUGCCGCUCACCCAGAUUUAAACGUGAGCAAAAUAAGAGGGAUGCGGACGUUCGUCCCUCGACCUCCGUGCCUGUCUACUACGUCAAAGGAUCCCUCGUACCUGUUGAAUGCCUCAGACCAGGCAUAGAUCGGGACAGCCGCUUAUUCCGAGAAAAGGGACGUAAGUCAGGCGCGAGAACGCAAAGGCCGACAACUGUCAAUGCAGACGUCUACAUGGGCAACCCAUGCUUGCUGUUCUUGCUCAACUGGCAGACAAUCCCUCCCCUUUCCCGCCUCAGCCUACUCCGCCGCACGGUGCAGUCUGGGCGAGUCUUCUCCGCCUUGCCCACCAUCAGUGAAGGUUACGUUGGCGGAGAAUGUUUCAGGCGGUGACGCCCAGCAAAGAAGAGCUUGCAGAGAAAACGCAGGAUCGUCUUCUGGAGUCCAGGCACGGGUGGGAAUACACUUGCGCGCACAUCAACGGCAGUCGUUUGACAGAGGCAGACGGCAAAAGUUGGAAGAUAGCACCAUCGUGGAGGAGGGAGAAUAGUUUCAGCUCACCAUUUGCCACACUUGUGUUGCCGAUACGGCGAUACUCUAGUUAAAGGAGGAGUGUCUGUGCACGCAGCUGAGUCUUUUUGUGCACCACAGAAGACUAUAGCGUGCUCUGAAUCAGCCGCGGACAGAGCGCCGAAAAUUGCUUAAAAAACAAAUACGUAAAUAAAUAAAUAUGAUGGGUGUUACAAUGUUACUAUGUUUU